Molecule: messenger RNA, 5429 nt
Organism: Oncorhynchus keta (chum salmon)
Lineage: Eukaryota; Metazoa; Chordata; Actinopteri; Salmoniformes; Salmonidae
Product: activated CDC42 kinase 1-like
Exons: 16
Coding region: 538-3789 (1083 amino acids)
Biological process (GO): negative regulation of epidermal growth factor receptor signaling pathway; signal transduction; protein phosphorylation
Cellular component (GO): extrinsic component of cytoplasmic side of plasma membrane
Molecular function (GO): protein tyrosine kinase activity; protein binding; ATP binding
Source: RefSeq, a predicted model, not a curated record
UCGAGCCGACGCAAGCAACGCUAGAAUAUAGUCAAUUGAGAAUAGAAGAAUAAAAACAAAAUUAGCGACCCAUGUUAAAUUUUCAUAAGGAACUGGAGAGUUUCAAAGAAAGAGUCAGCAGCCAAACACGCCUCGCCAGGGAGCAAUGCCGUGAGAGAGAGAGAGAGAGAGGAACAGAGAUCUACAGGCAGUUUCCAGAAACAGACCCCUGGGUGUGUGUUGUCGUGUGUGGUUUUCCAUGGACGGGGAUGUACGAGACCAUGUGACCAGCUGACCUUUCCGCACAACAUCGCAGCACCAUGAUGGACUCCUAGCCAGAGCUGUGCCUCGCCACGGACUGGGGCCUGCCGCCAACCAGUCCGUGGGUGACCUCUGACCUCCCCCCCCCAUACACAACCAACGACCACUAGACCUCGUCUCUACUGUCCCUGAGAGUAGGCUUGUCCCCAGAUAGAGGCCGAGGGUCGACAGACAGAAGGACACCUGCGCUCUGUCUUCCGAUAGCAACCCAACAGCUAGCAGAAGCUGGGCAGUAGCAUGCAGUCUGAGGAGGGCACAGAAUGGCUCCUGGAGCUGCUGAUGGAGGUGCAGCUGCAGCAGUACCUUUUGCGUAUCCGUGACGACCUUAACGUGACGCUCAUCUCCCACUUCGACUACGUCAAAAACGAGGACCUGGAGAAGAUCGGCAUGGGGCGGCCCGGGCAGAGACGGCUGUGGGAGGCGGUCAAGAGGAGGAAAGCCAUGUCCAAGCGCAAGUCCUGGAUGAGCAAGGUGUUCAGCGGGAAGCGGCCGGACGCUGGGGACUUCCAGCAGGCGGCCCCCACCUCCUCCUUCCGCAAGCUGUCCCCUACGCCGCCCCCCCAGCAGCAGACACUCAGCUGUCUGAUCAGUGAGAAGGAUCUGGUCCUCUUCCAGAAGCUGGGCGAAGGCUCCUUCGGCGUGGUCAAAAGGGGCGAGUGGUUCAUGCCCGCUGGGAAAGUGUUGGAGGUAGCAGUAAAGUGUUUAAAGACAGACGUUCUGAGUCAGCCGGACGCUCUGGACGACUUCAUCUGCGAGGUGAACGCCAUGCACUCCCUGGAUCACCAGAACCUCAUCAGGCUGUACGGGGUGGUGCUCACACGCCCCAUGAAGAUGGUGACUGAACUAGCCCCGCUGGGCUCCCUGCUGGACCAUCUGCGCUGCGUUCCGACGCAGGGCCCCGUCCUCAUCCACACGCUGUGCCAGUACGCCGUGCAGGUGGCGUGCGGCAUGGCCUACCUGGAGCAGCGCCGCUUCAUCCACCGCGACCUGGCCGCCCGCAACAUCCUGCUGGCGUCGGCCGAGACGGUGAAGAUCGGCGACUUCGGCCUGAUGCGAGCGCUACCCAACAACCACGAGCACUACGUGAUGCAGGAGCACCGCAAGGUGCCGUUCGCCUGGUGUGCCCCUGAGAGCCUGAAGACACGGACGUUCUCCCACGCUACAGACACCUGGAUGUUCGGGGUGACGCUGUGGGAGAUGUGUACCCACGGACAGGAGCCGUGGCUGGGUCUCAACGGCAGUCAGAUCUUACACAAGAUAGAUAAGGAGGGUGAGCGUCUGCCCAAGCCAGAGGACUGUCCCCAGGACCUCUACAACGUCAUGCUGCAGUGCUGGGCCCAGAAACCUGACGACAGGCCCACAUUCCUCGCCCUCAGGGAGUUCCUGCUCGAGACCAUGCCAACAGACAUGUGUGCGCUGCAGGACUUUGAUGAGGCUGACAAGCUUCAGAUUCAGGUUGACGACAUCAUCACCAUCAUCGAGGGCAGAGCGGAGAACUACUGGUGGCGGGGCCAGAACAAACGCACGCUGAAGGUGGGCCAGUUCCCCAGGAACGUGGUGACCUCCGUUGCGGGCCUGUCGGCCCAUGACAUCAGCAGGCCCCUUAAACACAGCUUCAUCCACACUGGCCAUGGAGACUCCGACCCACACCGCUGCUGGGGCUUCCCAGACCGCAUUGACGAUCUGUACUUAGGAAACCCCAUGGACCCACCAGAUGUCUUGGGGUUGGACCUCAAUGCUGCCCGGCCCACUCAGCUACCGGGACGAGCAAAAAAUCCAUGCUACGACUCAGUGACUGAGGACGAGGAGCUGACCGCCUCAGGCCUCAAGAGGCUGUCGCUACGGAAAGCAAGUUCCAUCCUCAAGUUCAAACCCGCCGCCUGGGUCUCCGCCUCCAAACAGGGGGAACGGACUACGGGUUCAGGCCACACCCCCAGCAAGGUGUCGCUCAUCGACUUUGAGCAGGAGUUUCCCCCGGCCACACCCUCUCCCUCCCCAGUGGCGGAGCUACAGUUGCCCUCAUUGGUCAAGCUGGCUCUGGAGGCGGAGUCUAUUCUGGACAUGACUCCUCCUCAGAGCCCAUGGUGCUCACUGCCUUGCCCUUUACACCCCACGCCAGUGGUGGACUGGGACGCCCGCCCCUUACCUCCACCUCCUGCGUACGAUGACGUGGCGCAAGACGAGGAGGACAUGGAGGUGAGCUCCAUCAACAGCUUGGAGCAGCGACAGCAGGGGGGGAUGGGUGAGAGCCACAGCCCCACGGAGGCCAUCCCGGCUGGGGAGGAGGGGAAACCCCUGGGGGACAACCUCUUCUUACCCUCCCAGCAGGACCAGGCCUACACAUCCUUCUCCCAGUCAGCAGAGAUCUUUCAGGAGCUCCAGCAGGAGUGCAUGAGGAGGCUCAAUGUGCCCACAGCAGGAGUUCCCCAGCCUCCCUCUCCGUCACCGAGCUCAGGCCUCCAGUCCAUAGACGUGCACCGCCAUAUCGUCCUGUCCUUCUCCGAGGACAAGCCCCAGAUCCCUCCCCGCAUUCCCAUCCCGCCUCGCCCCGUCAAACAAGGGGACUACACCCGCUGGUCCGGUGACCUCUCCCUGUCCCCGACUCCAGCUUCAGAGGAAGUCCAGGACCGGCCCCCUCAGAUCCCCCCACGGAACCCCCUGUCCCAGCCAGGCUCACGCACCCCCAGUCCCAUGGGGCUCCAGGUGGGCUCCCCCCAGCAGAGGACAAUGGUUUACCCCAGCGCCCCUCUUCCGGCCACAUACGGAUCCUACCUCUCCACAUCCCCGGGGAUGAUCAUGCCCACUACGCACAGCUUUGCCUCGGACCCAAAAUACGCCGCGCUCAAGGUCAUCCAAGCACAAGCCCAGGGUAAGGACCUGGCCAAGGGGCCAUGCAUCCUGCCAAUUGUCCGCGACGGUCGCAAAGUCAGCAACACGCAUUACUACCUCCUGCCCGAGAGGCCGCCUUACCUGGACCGCUACGACCGCUUCUUCAGGGAAGCAGGAAAUGUGCCGACCUGUGGCGGCGGUGGGAUCUGUGAGGAGAGGCAGCAGCCCAACACGGCCACGGUCAGGCCCAUGGUGGUGAACCAGCAGCAGCAGAGCAAAGGAGGAGAUAUCAAGGCCAACUUCUCCAACAACAACAGCAGUCUGGGCUGCCGGCCGGGCAUUAAGGCCUCCAUCAGCCUGCCUAGGGUCAGCUCUGAGGGGUCAGCCAGCAGGGCAGCGGGAGGAAUCACAACAGACCAGGUCAAGAUGGUGCAGGAGGCGGUACAUGGCGUGACUGUAGAGGAGUGUCAGACAGCCCUCCAGAACCACAACUGGAACGUGCAGAAAGCUGUGCACUACCUCAAGGUUGAGCAGCUGUUCUGUCUUGGCCUGAAGACCAGGCUGGAGUGUCUCAAGAUGCUGGAGAUGUACAACUGGGACCUGGAAGUGGCCAGCACUCAGCUCCUGGACUCCUAUAGCUCUGUCACGCAAAGGCGGUGACCGAUGCUCGGAGCAACUGCAUAAGUUUUUUUAUUUGUCAUCUGUCUUUGAGGGGACGGAGUCUGCUACCAUCCCUCUUUUCUGACUUGCCAGACACGCCCCUUAAGAAGACGGGGAUUUGAGUAUGGACCUGGGGUACAUUUGACUGUGUGAUGGGCCAUGGCUGUAGUCUUGCCUACUGUACACUGAGACCUGGAUAGGUGGUUUCCGUGUGGUUGAUACCAUUCCAUUGACUCCAUUCCAGACAUUAUUAUGAGCCGUCCUCCCCUGAGCAGCCUCCACUGAGGACCAGGGGGUUAGCCUCCACACUGAGGCCCAGGGGGCUAAUCUCCACACUGAGGACCAGGGGGCUAGCCUCCACUGAGGACCAUGGGGUUAGCCUCCACUGAGGACCAGGGGGCUAGCCUCCACACUGAGGACCAGGGGGUUAGCCUCCACUGAGGCCCAGGGGGCUAGCCUCCACACUGAGGACCAGGGGGUUAGCCUCCACUGAGGCCCAGGGGGCUAGCCUCCACACUGAGCCCCAGGAGGCUAGCCUCCACACUGAGGACCAGGGGGCUAGCCUCCACACUGAGGACCAGGAGGCUAGCCUCCACACUGAGGAUCAGGAGGCUAGCCUCCACACUGAGGACCUAGAGGCUCCCGUUCUACCACCGAAUAUGAGUAGAAGUCGACUUAGAAUACUGGUGGUGGAACCAUACUCUUAAAGGGACCAUGGUGUCUGCUGGUACCUACCCUAUACCCAACACUGAAGGAAAAACAUCCUCUUUUUCACUGCUGGUCUCCCUGAUUCAGUUAUAUCACUGCCACAAUACACCAUUGACCAACUAGGCUGACCUCUUUUGUGUUAUUACUGACAUAUGAAUCAGGGGAGCACUCCCCUACUGUAUGUGAGUUUUGCUAAGCUCCUCGGAUUGGACAGGGGCUUGUUUUAGCGAGGUCAGCGUCUUUCUGCUGCGCCGCCCGCCCUCCCAGGUUCUACUGUGUUUUAGCAGAGGACAAAGUUCACAAAGCCCAUAGAGAGAACGAAUACAAGAGAGGGGAAGGAGAGAAAAAAAUGCAGCUGGUCUACUUUUAAGUCGACUCCUUUUUUUAUUUUCUAUUUUAGAGAUUUCUACUUGAUUUAUAUUAUUAAGGAGUUAACAGAUUUUUUUCAAUGCACACAAACAGUUACAUACAUGAAUAGUUCAGUUUAUAUAUUUGCAGCGAAUAUGUGCUAGAAGUUGGUAUUUUUAGUUUUUAGUGCUCUGUUUUUAAUAUAUUUUGGGUUUUGAACCGGUUGUUUGAAAAGGGGGACAUAUUGAAAACAUUCAAUUCUUGAGAUAUAAAAAAUAUAUAUUUUGUCAGUUAUUAAAGCCAUGUAUGUUAUGCUUUCCCUGAAUCACUUAUGUUUGUCAGUGACAUCAACUGAACGUUAGUGUAUAACCUAGAGCAAACUGUAUAGUGAUAUGUGAUAGUUUUCAAUUUAUUUUCUAUACUGUCUUACCCUGAUGCACGCUGUCUGCUUUUCCGUGUGUUAUGAUUCAAAUUACGUUUUUUGCGAACUGAACAUUAAUAUACUGUACACUGAACAAAAAUAUAAAACGCAACAUGUAAAGUGUUGGUAACGUGAGCUGAAAUAAAAGAUCACAGAAAUGUUC